Molecule: messenger RNA, 2478 nt
Organism: Lachancea meyersii CBS 8951
Lineage: Eukaryota; Fungi; Ascomycota; Saccharomycetes; Saccharomycetales; Saccharomycetaceae
Source: the annotation of a GenBank genome assembly
AUGGCUGAAACGCUGCCCAGGCCGGAUGACUUGGAAGCCACUUGGAACUUUGUAGAGCCCGGAAUUCACCAGAUUUUGGGUCGCGACGGAACACCUUCUUCUGCACUGAAAAGGGUGGAUAAAGUGCUCUCUCCAGCUAUGUACAUGGAAGUAUACACGGCAAUCUACAAUUACUGCGUCAACAAAUCGAGCUCUGCGGGCCAGUUCAACGCUGACAACAAUAAACAGAGCCAAUCGUCUUUGUUGGUGGGAGGAGAGAUCUACCAGAAACUGCAAACGUGCUUGAAGGAAUACCUGUCUAAGUUGGAAAGAGAAACGAACGAAAGCUUUCUGCACUUCUACGUGAGACGCUGGAAACGGUUCACGGUGGGCGCGAUUUUCCUGAACCAUGCUUUUGACUACAUGAACCGCUACUGGGUGCAGAAGGAGCGCAGCGAUGGGAAACGACACAUUUUCGACAUCAACACGCUGUGUUUGAUGACGUGGAAAGAGGUGAUGUUCGACAAAAACGUAGACCAGCUCGUCCAAGAGGUCAUGCAGGUUAUUACUUUGCAGCGCGACGGAUGCGCAAUCUCGCACACCGACACCAACGUGGCCAUACGGUCGUUUGUGGCCCUGGGGAUCGAUCCUCAGGACCUAAAGAAGCUCAAUCUGAACGUGUACAUACAGCACUUCGAAAAGCCCUUUUUGGAGUACACACGAGCCUACUACAAACGGUUUUCGGAGCAAUUCUUGGAAAAUCGAACCGUUGCCGAGUACAUCUUCGCCGCCCAGGAAAAGAUCAAAGACGAGGAAACCAGAAUCGUUCUCUACUUGGAUGAGCACACCAAAAAGCUUCUUUCCGAGGCAUUGAACACCGUUCUGAUCACCGACCAUUCGCAAGCUCUCGAGGGCGAGUUUGUGGCUCUAUUGGACUCCAGAGACGAGCACAAGAUCUCGACGCUGUACGGACUCAUGCAGAGAGACAUUUUGUUGCUACCUAAGCUGGCGCAAGCGUAUGAGGGCUACGUGAAGAAAACAGGAGAACAAGAGAUCUCCCGUUUGCUUGCUGAGUCCAGGGCUAAAAUCAAUGAGUCCGCUGACGAGCAGGCUCCACAGAAAAAAACGGCUGCCAAUUUUGCACUUGCGCCGAAUGAGUAUGUGAAGAAACUGAUUGAGGUUUACGAAACUUUCAUCAAGAUCACUAGGGACUGUUUCCAAAACGGCCCACUUUUCACCAAGGCGCUCGACAAUGCUUGUCGUGCUUUCAUCAACGUCAACGAGCUUGCCAUCCCACCGGGUUCGCCAAAAUCUGCCACUUCGAAGACUCCAGAGAUGCUGGCCAAGUACAGUGAUCUGCUGCUCAAGAGAUCGAAUAAAGCCACUGAAACCAAUUCUACGCUCUCUGCCGACGACAUAAUGACCAUCUUCAAAUUCCUCACGGACAAGGAUGCCUUUGAGACUCACUACAGACGCUUGUUUGCCAAGCGAUUGAUACACGGGACGUCCACGUCCGAGGAAGACGAAGAAAUGGUCAUCCAGCGUCUUCAGAGCGAAAACAGCAUGGAAUACACUGGCAAAAUCACCAAGAUGCUCCAAGACAUCCGGUUGUCCAAACAGCUGGAUAAGGAGUUCGAGAGUGCUAUCAAGAUUACUCCAGACUACAGCAAAAAAAGGUUUCCUGAGUUCCAGCCAUUUGUGUUAGCCGAAACCAUGUGGCCCUUCUCUUACCAAGAGGUGGACUUCAACUUGCCGCAAGAACUGGCCCCCUCUCACAGCGGCCUGGAGAAACUCUACACCAACAAGCACAGCGGACGGGUGCUGAAAUGGCUGUGGCCGCUUUGUCGAGGCGAGAUGGUCGCAGACAUCGGGAAACCGGGCAGACCGCCCUUUGUCUUUACGGUGACGCUGUUCCAGAUGACCAUUCUGCUUUUGUUUAACGAGCGUUUGAGUUUGACUCUGGAGGAGAUCCAAGAACACACCAAUCUGAGCACCGCGAACAUUGCGUCGUCGCUGAUUCCGUUCAUCAGAUGGAAGCUGGUGCAGCAGACUCCGGUGGGUCUGGAUUCUCUUUCGAAGCCCGACACUGUUUUUAAGCUUGCGACGCCCUACAAGGCGCUCAAGACCAAGAUCAACUUUGCAGCCGGAGUGAAAAGCGAGGUUCCCGGGCUUGGGCUUGCGAACGGCAACGGCAACGGCAAUGGAAACGGCAAUGGCAACGGCGCUGGCAGUUCCAGAUCUGCAGAGAUGUCCGAGGCCCAGAAAAUCGAAAAAGAGCUCAACACGGAGCGCCAGAUUUUCCUGGAGGCCUGCAUUGUGCGGAUCAUGAAGGCGAGACGUAAAAUUCCCCAUGCCACGCUGGUGAACGAAUGUAUUGCGCAAUCGCAUCAACGUUUCAAUGCUAAAGUUUCGCUCAUCAAGAGGGCUAUAGACAACCUAAUUGCCAAGGAAUAUCUACAAAGAUGCGGAGACGGUGAAUGCUACGAAUAUCUGGCCUGA